Molecule: messenger RNA, 3201 nt
Organism: Entrophospora candida
Lineage: Eukaryota; Fungi; Glomeromycota; Glomeromycetes; Entrophosporales; Entrophosporaceae
Source: the annotation of a GenBank genome assembly
AUGAGAAAUAAUAAUAGAUUCCCCUUACCUUUUAUUGUUUCUUUAAUAUUAAAGUUUUAUAAAAUUCAAAAAUAUGCUGAUGUUAAUCCAUCAGGUGUUAAAAUGUUACCAGAAUGGCUUUACGAGAGUAUAUUUAAACGUAAGAAGCGACCUGAGCUUAAUCAAAAACAUAUAAUUAUAUCUUUAGAUCAUUUGAAAAAAAAUGAUUUACUUGAAAAAAAGUUAGAAGAAUUUCCAUCUCUACCACCGCAAUUCAAUUUACCAAAAUUAACGAGGAAUACAAUAGCAGAACAUUUUUGGUAUUUAGGUCAUCAACAAGCAAAUCCACAUAUUAAACUUGCUAAAGAGUUUGCAAACUUAAGAAAAUUACCUGAAAUGCCAUCACCAUCAGAUUGGAAAUUUGAACCAGGUUGGGUUCGUUAUGUAAAAAAUAAAGUACCAGAACCUGUGGAUUAUCCUAGGGAGCAGAUUUUAUGUUUUGAUGUGGAAACGAUGUCUAGUUAUGGUGAUUAUGGUAUGAUUGCCUGCGCUGCUUCUCCCACUGCUUGGUAUGCUUGGACUUCACCAAGUCAAGAUCGUAUAAUAAUUGGUCAUAAUGUAGGGUUUGAUCGUGCACGUAUUUUAGAAGAAUAUUCAUGUAGCGGUUCUAAAAAUAAAUUUUUGGAUACAAUAUGUUUACACAUGGUUGUGAAUGGUCUUUCCUCAACUCAACGCUCAACAUGGAUCAAGUAUCAGAAAGCCAUGCUUGAAAAAAAUGAAAAUUUUUUGAAUGAUGCGAAAAGAUUUAAGCCUAUAUACGACAUUAGUUCUAUAAAUAAUCUUCAAGAUGUCUAUAGAUUACAUUGUCACGAAGAUAUUGACAAAUCAUUACAAGAAGUUUUUGUAAAUGGAACAAUUGAGGAUGUGCUAAUACCAGGAAUGUUUCAGAAAAUUAUGACUUAUUGUGCUAAUGAUGUACUUGCUAUUCAUAGAAUUUAUUGUAAACUUUUACCUCAAUUCUUUGAUGUUUGCCCACAUCCGGUAUCAUUUGCUGGAAUGUUACAUAUGGGUAGUAUGUUUUUACCGACUUCAAAUGAUUGGAAUGAACAUGUUAAUAAGAUUGAGAAUAUCUUUCAAUCACAACGUAUGUCUAUGGAACGAGAUUUGGAAGAUUUAGCAUUAGCUACUUUGGAAGAAGGUAUGAAAAAUCCUGACAAAGUGGAGCAAGAUGAAUUCUUGAAACAAUUGGAUUGGUCACCUAGUUCAAAUAAUGCAAGAUUUCUUCCCGGUUAUCCUAAAUGGUGUAGAGAAAUUUAUGAUCCUAAAGAGGGUAGACUAAAAUUAUCUCAUAGAAUGAAAGUUACCCCUAUUUUGUUACGUUUGAAGUGGAAAGAAUUUCCAUUAUAUUAUUCAAUGCAAUAUGGUUGGACUUAUAGAGUACCAAAAAAUUCUAAUUAUAAAACUAAUGAAAAGCCAUGUGUAUUUGAAGUGGAAAGUAUUGAUAAUGAUUUGUCAUCUAGUUUUCAAUUACAAAGAGAUUUCACAUCUGCUAAUUUAAAUGAUGCCACAGAAUUCAAAAAAGAAUAUAUGCUACUUAAUGAUGAAUCACGUUGUAUGACACCUUUUUCAAAAAAGUAUUUUAGUGAUUAUGAAAAAAAAAUAAUAACAUCAGAGUUCGACAGUAUAACCAAAAAUGUAUUUGAUACAAGUGUUAGUUGCUCAUAUUGGAUAUCAGUUAGAGAACGUGCAUUGGGCCAGAUGGUGAUUGGAAUGAUUUUACCACAAACAAUAGCGAUGGGAACUAUUACACGUCGUUCUGUGGAAAGUACCUGGAUGACCGUUAGUAAUAUCGAGGAAAAUCGAGUAGGAUCAGAACUUAAGGCUUUAAUACAAGCUCCAAAAGGUUAUAAAAUAAUUGGAGCAGAUGUGGAUUCAGAGGAGUUGUGGAUAUCAAGUCUAAUUGGUGAUUCACAAUUUGGAUUUCAUGGUUCAACAGCUAUGAGUUGGAUGACCAUUCAAGGAAAUAAAAGUGAGAGUACAGAUAUGCAUUCACAAACGGCCAAAAUUUUAAAAAUUUCAAGAUCUGAUGCAAAAACAUUUAAUUAUGGUAGAAUAUAUGGGGCUGGAUUAAAGUUUGCAGCACAAUUAUUAAGACAAUGUAAUUUGAAUAUUACAGAAAAAGAAGCAUCUGAACGCGCAGAAGAAUUAUUUAAUUUCACAAAAGGUAAAAGAUUUGCGUCAAAAAAUAUCAAAGAUAACAAGAAUAAACCCCAAAAAAUACCUUAUGAUGAUUUUUGGUAUGGAGGAAGUGAAAGUUAUAUGUUUAAUAGUUUGGAAGAUAUAGCAUUUUCAUUUACACCUAGAACACCAGUUUUAAAAUGUGGGAUGACUGAAGCAUUGAAAAAGGGGGCAUCUAAAUCUGAAUAUAUGAGAUCAAAGAUAAAUUGGGUAGUUCAAUCAUCCGGAGUUGAUUAUCUUCAUUUGCUGUUGGUCUCUAUGCAAUAUUUGAUUGAGAAGUAUGAUAUAAAGGCAAGAUUUAUGAUAUCGAUUUAUGAUGAAAUAAGAUUUCUUGUUGAAGAACAUGAUAGUUAUCGGGCUGCGUUAGCAUUGCAAAUCAGUAAUUUAUGGACAAGAGCAAUGUUUAGUUAUAUGAUGGGAAUUGAGGAUUUACCAUUGUCCACUGCGUUUUUUUCAACAGUUGAUAUUGAUCAUGUAUUACGUAAAGGCGCAGGCACAAGUUGUAAAACUGUAUCUUAUGACUGUAAUAUUGAAAAUGGGGAGAGUUUGACUAUUCAUGAACUUUUGAAGCAUCAAAUUAGUUUACAAAAAAACAAUAAUUAUCUUGAAGAAGAUGUGAUAAAUUUCGGUACUUCCAAUGUUAAUAAUAGUAGAUUUAGGAAAUCAAAGAAAAAAGAUAAUUUAUUGAUAUCACAGCCAACAUUACAAUCUACAUCACCGCCACCAUUUUUAUUGAAACAACAUAAUUCAUAUAAAGAUGAUUUGUUUCUUGAAAUUCAAUCAUUAUCAAGAUAUACCAGGAUUUUUUCUUUUGAUAAUAAUAAACUUAAUAUUAUCAAGAAGAGAUUAUCUCCAGCUUGGAGAUUCUUGUCAUUUAAUGAUGGCCAUAUGACCAGAGGAAAUAUCAAGAGAAAAAUCAUAAUAAUAACACUUCAGCAGUGGCAAAUGGACAGAUUGGGAAUAAAAAGAAAUUUUAGUCAAUGA